Molecule: messenger RNA, 2594 nt
Organism: Ceratina calcarata
Lineage: Eukaryota; Metazoa; Arthropoda; Insecta; Hymenoptera; Apidae
Gene: Cpsf5
Product: cleavage and polyadenylation specificity factor subunit 5
Exons: 7
Coding region: 1718-2431 (237 amino acids)
Biological process (GO): mRNA 3'-end processing
Cellular component (GO): mRNA cleavage factor complex
Molecular function (GO): mRNA binding
Source: RefSeq, a predicted model, not a curated record
UGGCAACAACUCAAAUAAAGAGGGAAGGAAGUGGGUGGCCAAGAAGAGCGAGUAACAGUUCGUUCGAGGGAAAAGUGGUGGCGAACCAGUCUAGUUAAUGUUUUGACUGCCUCUCCUGUAGAACAACUAUGGCCGGUUAAGAGACGCUAGCAAUUAUAAAUUAUGUUCCUAACACCUUUAAACAUGCAUCUUACAUGGUACGACCAUGAGACGGCUGUUCAUCCUUUCGUUAAGUGACCGCGGAGAUUUUAAGCAAUAACCUUGUAUGCGAAUUUUUUCAUCGAUCGUUUGACAAUCCUAUAAUUUAUCUUUUCACUCUGUCGGUCGUGGCCAACUAUGAUCGUUCCUGUGCGCCUUGAAAUUCUCGUAGCGGCGGAGCAUUUUUCUCGAGGAGUGAAAAGUGCGAUUAUUUGCUUAAAAUUUCUGAAUACUUUAGAAGUACAGAUCAUUUAUUUUGUGCUUGAACCGCGCAAAAUACGAAUCUUUAAUUGAUAGAAAAAAAGAGAGAGAGAACAAGUUUCAUUUUCAUUUGUAAAAUUACAAGAAGUUGUAGCCACCAAUAUGCAAUAUAACACUGGCCUCUUUUAUACAUUGACUGUAUGUUUGCGCGACAAAAACAUGUUUUGUUAUAUUUUUAACAGUCGCAACAUGACUGUUGGUUUGUAAUGCGUAUACAUAUAUAUUAAAAUAGUUGUAUCAUUCCUGUUCAUUGUUUCUAUUUAUAUAUCACAGAUUAUUUUGAUGUUUUGUACAGAAGGAAGAUAUGUAAAAAAGAAAAAUGCAGUCUGAUAUGUUGUACUCUAAGAUUUAGAAGCUGUUGUAGGUAAAACAUCUCAAAUGUUUGUAUUUUUUUUAAAUCGGUGAAUUAGCCUUUCGUGUUUUAUGUAAAUAAGUCUUACAAUAGAACAUAUUUUUGUAUUCACAUCAUCACGAGUGUAUCUGUCUCAGCUAGUUCAUAACUACGUCUAAAUAGGCUGUUAAUUUAAGAGAUUCCCAUGUGCAUAGACAUCGUGAAUGCUUCAAAUAGUUUUUAUUAUGAGAUGAUAAAGUUCAUAGAAAUCUAGCACAUUGCACUCUGAGAUUUGUACCUCUCACAAAAUGCGUUACAAACGACGUUUCAUAAAUGAGACAGGAUUCUGAAGAAUGUAACACGCUCAUGCACUUCCAAACAGAUCAUAAAAUAUCACUUGAUAUUUAUAAGUGAACAUGAUCAAUGUUAUCGAUUGCGUAACAACAAACAUCUCAAUGAAUUAUUCAUAUCUUGAUCAGUCAAUGAUCGUGCAGUGCUUAAAAAUAUCAAAAGCUCACAAUCCAUAAAUCAUAUUGUAUACGUGAUGAUAGAAUGAAUCACGCAAAUAUAGAUACCGAUAUUAAGUGGUACAAUUACAUUUGACAAAGACUUAUAACUAAUGUGAAAUGUAAUGUUAUAAGUAACAGUCCUCUGUAUAUAUUCAUUAUAGUCGACAAUUCUGUACCUUUAUAAUAAUUAACAAUAAGCAAUCACGGGAAAUGUGAUUUUCAUAGAUAAACUUAGUAUACAGAUAGAGGUUUAAUUUGUUACGUUGUACCCUGAACAACACUGUACUUGUAUACGAGCUUUGUAAACCAUACAAGUGUAAAUUUGAUCGAUUGCCAUCCGUUCAUAAUUUUAUAUAUACAUAUAUAUAUACAUAUAUAUAUUUUUUGUUCACUGUAUAUACAUCUUUGGAUAUUAAAAAUGUCGGAUCUAAUUAUUUUUCUAUUGAAAAUCUGUGUAUGUUAUUCCUCUUGCUUGCAUGAGAAAAUUAUAUUUUCGUUCCGUAUAAAGACCGUGGAAGGUUUAACAGGAACAACAUCACAUGCUCAAAACUAUCACAGUGCAUUAUAUCCUUUGACAAACUAUACAUUCGGAACAAAAGAGCCACUCUUCGAGAAAGAUCCGUCUGUACCAGCAAGGUUUCAGCGUAUGCGAGACGAAUUUGAUAAAAUUGGAAUGCGCCGCAGCGUCGAAGGGGUUUUGUUGGUGCACGAACACGGACUGCCACACGUUCUCCUUCUUCAACUGGGAACUACAUUCUUCAAAUUACCUGGUGGAGAACUAAAUACAGGAGAAGACGAGGUAGAGGGCCUAAAACGGCUCCUUACAGAGACGUUUGGGCGCCAGGAGGGAGUUAAACAGGAAUGGGUGAUAGAAGACACCAUUGGAAACUGGUGGAGACCUAACUUUGAACCACCCCAAUAUCCGUACGUACCGCCACACAUCACCAAACCAAAAGAACACAAAAGGUUGUUCCUCGUCCAGUUGCAAGAGAAAGCCCUGUUCGCAGUACCUAAGAAUUAUAAAUUGGUAGCUGCGCCCUUGUUCGAGUUAUAUGACAAUUCACAAGGAUACGGACCCAUUAUUUCUUCCCUACCACAGUCACUUUGCAGAUUUAAUUUUAUCUAUAUGUGAAAAAACGGAUAAGUGAGAAACAGGGAGAAAUUUUAUUUAAGUUAACAGGAGUUACUAUAAAUACAAUGUAUGUAUGAGAUGACGAGUGAAACUGGAAGAAAAAGACUUGUGUUCUAUGUAUAAUACGACGUGCACUGAAAAGAUUAAAUCAUUUUUUUAAGUA